Molecule: messenger RNA, 9442 nt
Organism: Bemisia tabaci
Lineage: Eukaryota; Metazoa; Arthropoda; Insecta; Hemiptera; Aleyrodidae
Gene: PGAP1
Product: GPI inositol-deacylase
Biological process (GO): GPI anchor metabolic process; endoplasmic reticulum to Golgi vesicle-mediated transport
Cellular component (GO): endoplasmic reticulum
Molecular function (GO): phosphatidylinositol deacylase activity
Source: RefSeq, a predicted model, not a curated record
GUGGCGGUGUGAUUUGUUUGCGGAAAAAGUUUAAGUGAUUUAUUGUUCGCAGUCACACAUGUACUAAAUACAGUUUGGAUCUACCCAUUCUCUUCCUGAGUCAAGGAGAGCAUGGCAACAUUUGUGGUCUAAUUUCAGUUUGAGUUUUCUUCAGUCUUCACUUCUUCAGUGGAGAAGUGGCUUCGGCAAACGGCAGACGUUCGAAACUUGUUCCUCCGUAGGAUCGGUCGUGUUUACGAUUAACAAUCUCCGCUCGGCACUCGGCUUGUUUUUUCCAGUUUCUCAUGAAACAUGGGCUUGUAAAUAUUUUCGCUGUGGCAACAGUCAUGCGGAUCUCUGUGUGUUCCCUUUAAUGCUUCAAUUAGAUUCUGAAUGAGUUAAGUACAAUGCUGCCGUUCAGUAAGUUUGUCAUUGUCUCUGCUGUGGUCUUCAUUGCGUACAUUGCUGGGCUGUAUCGGUUUCUCACUCAUUUUGAUGAAAACAAAUGCGGCAUGACCUACAUGUAUGGAUACCCAACGUUUGUUGAUGUUCCGGUGACGCGCUCCGUGUCGAGAGGGGGGUGGGGUGAAGGGCGCUCGCAUGAGAACUACCGGCUCUACCUGUACGCCGAGGGGAGGUUCGUCGAAAAAGUAAGACAUCUUAGACUAACCGGCAUCCCUGUUUUAUUUAUUCCUGGAAAUGGCGGCUCUUACAGACAAGUUCGAUCUCUGGCGUCGAUCAGUCUGCACAAAGGACUGGACCUGAAAGCCCCGUAUCACUUCAACUUUUUCGGUCUGGACCUCAACGAAGAGUAUUCAGCGCUAUUUGGCGGGGUACUCAAGGAACAGACACAAUUCGCACAGGAUAGCAUCCGUACCAUAUUGAGUCUGUAUCCUAGUUUCAAGCCACCCCCUUCCAUCAUUCUUGUCGGACACUCAAUGGGUGGAAUUAUUGCAAAGGGGCUGAUGAUAGAUGAGGCUUUUGAUGCAGCAGCAACGAUCAAAGUGAUUGUGACACUGGCUUCUCCUCACACUCCAAUUCUGUUGCUUGAUUCAUAUUUGGCUGACUAUUAUAGAGAGAUAGAUCUCCACUGGCAGAAGAAAACACAAAAUGUAACGCUCAUUUCUAUUGGUGGUGGAAACCGUGACCUCCAUGUACGGGGCGCUCUCACUCAUGAAUCCUCCGCUGAUGUUGAUGUCCUUGGACCAAGCAUACCAGGCGUUUGGAAGUCUACAGACCAUUUGUGUAUUUUGUGGUGCAAAAGCCUAGUCAAAGUCAUCAAUCGUGCUUUUUUUGAUGUCAUUGAUACUACUUCCAUGGGUGUUCACCGUAAUGAUGCUGUUCGUGCUGAAAUUUUCAAAUACCAUCUCCAACAAAGAAGUGAUGGAAAGCAUUUUCAUCAAGACCUCCACCCACCCUCCUUGAAAUUGGAUCCUGCUGCAAAGUGGGUAGAAAAACGUGAGCUACGAUUCCGUUAUGCUGAAAAAGAAAUCACCAAGACUACUUACCUCCUGCUUCCAACGACUAAUUUUAAGAGCUCUCAGUUUGACAAGCUCACCAUUGAUGCUGAGAAUCUCAAAUCCACCGAUUGGAUAUUUUUAUGUCAAGCAAAUGAAAAUCGCAAUGGAAAAUAUUGUCUGUUUGGUGAAAAUUUGAGCAAAAAUGGUUACAUUAUGCCGACCCUGACACAAAAACGUAAACAGAUCCUAAUUAGUGCCUCUGAUAUCAACCUGGACUUUUUCACACAUAUUAUUGUUAAGAUCUCUGCCACAAAUGAUCCGGUAUCACUUUCUGUCGACUUUCACAACUCAAAUGAAAGAACUCUGACCACUCCGCUCCCAAGUCUCGUAUCUUUUGGAAGGACAUUAAUCUCGGCAACAGAACCUGGGGCAGUAACUUAUUCUGUACAGAUUCCAAAUUUGGAGAAUGAAGUUCAAGCAGGAUAUCUACACUUAAAGUCCGUAAAGUGUAAUAAACAGAGACACUAUGCAAUUUUGCAAAUGAAAGUUCCAUGGAGUCAGGAAAGCACUCACUCUUUCUCCAGUUACAAAAAGCAAGUGCCCCUAUUUUUGAAACUGUACCGUUCAAAACCUAGCGGAGAUGCAAGUGCAGCUGCUGUUUCUUUGACUCUUGAUCCAGAUUGCGCUUAUACAGUCAGCAUCGAGUCAUCUGUCAUCGAUUUUCUUGCAUCUGUCGGACAGAUAUAUUCACCCCUUCUCAUCCCAAAUAUUGUCGGCAUAUUGCUACUUACCCUGUCAGCUCAAAUGAUGAACUUGGCCUUAUUUGAAAGUUGUUCAAUGUACCACAACGUUUUAGUUGUUGGCGCUCAACCGGUCAAGACUCUUUGCAUCACAAACAUAGUGACAUACAUUUUAAGUGUUCUUGGUGUUGUUCCGGCAGUUUACUACCAACUAAGUUUGGCGUCGAUGUUUUACUUUACCGUAGGUUUUGCCAUCUUGUACAUCAUUGGAGUUGGUCUCUGGUACUCCCUUGUCUUCAGCACAAACAAAAUCAGUGAUAUUGUUCUCUCAUUUUUGGCAAGGUAUCUAGGCAGUUUGACGUGGUCUGAAUGGAUACUCUCAGGGUUGGAACAGUUACCAGUCAUCGUGUCUGCAGUCCUUAUUGGUCUUGUCAACAGCACUUGUGGAGGUCUUGCUUUGUCUCUUGGUGCUAUUUUCUAUUAUUUAAAGCUUUGUUCCUUAUAUGAAGAUUUCCUCAACUAUUACAUCUACUACCCAUUUCGCUACAUCAUAAACCAGCUGAAGGCUCGAUUGAGCUGGAAAUCAAACACCGAGCUCAAAGAUAUGUGGCGGAAGAACUUGCCACCUAAUGUUGACGAUGAUGCCAAUGAUUUGACACCGCUACAUUUCCACUUCACGAUUUUUCUGCUGUGGGCAGCCUUAGCUAUUCUGAAUGUCCCAUCCACUCUCAUGUGGGCACAUAACUUCCAACAUUCCGUUCAUUUGGAGCCGGACCCUUCAUGGCUGCCUGGCAUAGCGCUAAGUCUCUCUGCAGCAGCAAUAUGGCCUGGUUCAUGUCCUGAUUCUGGAAUAAAACACUAUCGGGAAAUCAGCAUUCUGAUUUACAUCCUUGCCUGUGUGUCAAUGGUUUUCUGUCAUCACACUAUUUACUACCUUCAGUACAUCAUUUCUACUGCGUUUGUAAUCAUUGCUGGUCACCAGCUGAUUGGGAGGUACUUUGCAAGAAAAGCAAUCGAGCAAGAGCAAGAGCAACUAACUUUAACAGAAGACAAUCCUUCAAGUGAAACGUUAUGCCCCAGUGAUCAAGAACAUGAAGAAAUCGCGGAACUUGUACAGUUGUUGCAAAAUUCUGCAGUAGAGGAAAAAUUCUCGGAACAGGCUGAGAGGAAGGGUAACGAAAAGUUGGAACCUAACUCAAGCUCCGUGGGAACCAAUGAGUUUGAAACAGAGGAAGUUCAAUCCUCGGGGUCCUCAACUGAGUCGUUUGAGUUGCUCGACGGUCAGGACAUCCUUAAUCCGUUGCAAGAUUCAAAAGUCCAUGAGCAGCCAGUGGACAUUGAUAACAGCUCUCAGGAAGAGCUCACGGCCAAGGAAGGUACCAUCGAAACUUGUGCAACUGUUACAGAGUCAGGUGACGCUAAAGAUGUUUCGGAGGAAGCAGAUGAUGUGUCGACUGAAACUGAAGAGUUGUCCAGCUCAGAUGAAGAAAGCACCGCUCGCAUUGAAUCCACUUUGCCAGAUUCCAACAAAUGAGUUUUUUUUGGGUGCCUGAACUUUUGAAGUACAAGACAAGCUACGAAUUAAAGCAUUAUAUCACUGCAUUUUCUGUUCAUCAUCUUGGAUUUUGAAUGAAUCAUACAGCUAUCAAUUUUGAAAGGAACUCCUUUGGCGGCUGUUACAAAGUUUAAUCAAAGUUGGCCGAAUAGGGAAAUUUGGAUGAGGUUCUUUGUUUGUUUUAUUUCUUCUUUUUUUAUUUGGUCUUUGAGUUAAUGACAAAUUUCAACAUUUCUAGCUGGAGUUGAUUUUCAAAACCUACAUUCACAUUUUUUUUAUUCACACUACAUCCAUGAACUAGUUUCAGUGUGGAAUUUCUAAGAUGAUACGCGGUGCUUGUAAGUACUUUAAUUCAUGCACUCCACCGAUCUAUCAGUAAGGUGAUUUGUUCAUGGCUUUGGUUUUUGCCAAUUUUUGAUAGUUGCCUCAUGAAUGUAGGCUGAAAAAUGGGGUCCAGCAACCAAACUGAAUUUUUAAAAUUCUUAAAUUUCUGCCUUUUAAAUACUUGGUGUUUAUCCUAAGUUUUUAAUAAGUGGAAGUGAAACUAAGUUCUAAUGUUCCUGAAUGAUAAAGAAUUCUCAAACGCAUAUAAUUGCGUUAAAAUUUUCCUGUUUUUAAUUUUAGAAGUUAUAAUCCUUAAUGUGAUGAUAUUGGUUCGAUUAAAAGAACCCAAUACUAUUUUGUUUUAACUAAGUAUUGAUAUCCUAAACUUUGUGCUUUUUUGGUCUUAUGGUGAAAGCACAAGAGAAUUGAGGACUAAAUUUUUGUUUUUGUUUUCUGGAUUUACUUGAAAUUAAAAUGUGUUUUCCUGAAAUUCAAAAACACUACUUUCCUUCAAAACUUUGUAUAAAUUUAUAUUUUUCUAAGUUCCAACUUUAGUUUUGUGUGAAUGUAGUCUCUUUAACUAGUCAUUUCUAUGAUAAGGUGUGUUUAUAAUAGGUACAGAUCACCCUAUAUUAUGUAAUUCCUUGCAAGCAAAUCUCGGAACUUUAACUCUGCAUCAAAAACAAUUCUUUGAGUUUUCUUGAAAUGAUCUUCUGCUAUUAAUGGUGCUCAAAGUUUGUUUCUAUUUUCUUUACACUUUAUUUUUUUAUCCAAAUUUGGCUGCUGCUGUCUAACAGCAGUAGCAAGAACUCAGUUAUUUAUGAGUGUACAAAUAACUUAUUGGUUCUCUGUUCAGAUGAUAUCAUUACCAGGUCGGGAAAAUUUUAGACCCGAUUUUAACUGUCUUAAUUCUGUAAUUUUAUGUAGUAUACCUUCUGACUUAUUUUUGCCAGGAGCAUUUCCAUGCACAUCUUGAAAGUUAUCCACCUACAAUGAUUUAUGAAGUCUUAAAAAAUACACCGAUUUCAAUCUGAAUGUAUCGACGUUCUCCUCUAUUUUUCGAGAUGAAAUUAACUUCAUGAAUAUCCAUGCAUGUAUACUUUGCCUUCUAUGAUAUUUUGAAUCUUUUUACUCGUUUGCUUAUCAAGAAAAGAAGGCAUUAAAUUUAGAACAUAAUAUUUUUUAUGUUUUCUCAAAGUUUCCUGUAGUGAUUAGAAAUUUGCAAUUUCUGCAUGUUUUCACACAACUAACAUCGGCCUGUUAUCCUGUUUUUUAGACUUACCUAUUUUAAACAUUUUUCUUCAUUGAUUUUUCUCUUAUUCAAAUCAUUCUUCAUUCUUGAGCAGUUCUACUCUGUGCAAAACUGCUUAGAUUUUAAAAUUGUAUUUCUUCCUAUUUUUAGACGUAUUGACGCUGCUCUUAGUAUUUGUAUAUUAUGUAGGCAAACAGUCAUGCCAAAUUCUUGCAAACAUUGCUUUCUUCCAAAUUUGAAUGAAAUUUGAAUUAGUUUUUUUUUAAAGUUGCCUGAUCCGAGGAAGUUGUUUAUUUAAUUGGACAUAUUUCUGCUAAACAGAGCUACAGACAAUAGGAAAGAUGGAGUGUGUUUUGGAAAGCUGCAUAAAGAAACAAUAUAAAAGUGGUCGUAAUUCCCUCAGGAGAAAUGGAAAAGCGGAAUUUUACAUUCUACCACACGGAACUAAGAAUAAGGGCCAACUGUGUGCUGCACUGUUGAGCUGUGGGCAUGUGAAAAGAGCGUUGUGGACAGGACUUAUAAGUUAAAGGCUUCCGACCGUCGUCCUGCGUCUCGGUUGUCGCUGUUGAUGUCACUGGUGCUUUACAAGUCCCAUUCAUUCUAACAGCCCACAACUAAUGAGCACACUCCUUCUUCCUCACCUGCCUUCGUUUUCGUUCAGUAAAAAUACGUCCAAUUGCAGUUUUAUUUGGUUGUCACUUUCAAAACUUGUACUCACAGUUAAUUAACCUAAUUAAAUUUUCAAUUUUUUUCUCCUAUAUAAUUGAAUUGAUAAUUUUGAAAACAUAUCCGACCCAUCAUUUCUAUUUUAAUAGAAAAUAAAUAAAUAAAUAACUUUUUGAAAUUGUGUUUGUGUCCCUUAAGUAAUUGUAAGCUUUAUGGAUUGCAUCUAGCUUUACCAGAUUGUCAAGAAAUUUCCACAAGAGACUUAUUGUCGACUCUACGAUAUUAUUGAUUCAAUUGAAUUUGAAGUUUAAUCUGCUCAAAUAAAAUUUUGGACGUAUAUUUACUAUAAAUAGUGCUCAUUACUUUUUAUUAAAUUAGAAGGUUUUAACUUUAAAGUACAAAGACAUAACCCCACAAUGUUUGAAACAAGUCGAAUCAUAAUUGUUUCAAUAACUUUAGUUAUUACAUGUAUUUAUGCAUAGUUGUACCGAAGUGGUCCGGUCGUAAAGGAAUAUGUUUUGUGAUCACAAGAGUGUAAAUUCUCUUGCAAAAACAAUUUUUUGUUUUCCUGUAGUUAUUAGCAUGUGAAAGUUGAAUUUAAUUCAGCUUGAAACUAUCUUGAAACCGCCGGUUUUUAUAAAUGCACAAAAAUUCCAGUCAUACAUAAAGCACUUCAUUUCAGGAAGUUCACAAUAGUAAUGCUUCAAUGGAAUCAAGUGGAUGUAACUUUCAACUUUUAUUUUUAUUUCAUUCUUGAGGAACCUAGAUAUGUAUCAGGUUGGCAGGAGAAAAAAUGUAUUCAAGCAGUUAAAAUUUAAAAUUAGGUAGCGGGUUUUUUUUUUUUUAUUUUUUUUAUUUUUUGAUGUACGGACUUAAUUUUUGGAUCAUCAGUAGUAUAAUCUGUUUAGUCUGAGCCAUGUAUUUUUUCAGUUUUCAUGUUUCAAAAACAAGCCACCUCUACCGAGCUACCUGUAACUGGGUUGAAUGGAAUUAUCAACAGUGAAACUGCAGGAAUGCGUACUUUGGUUUGCAGUGUUGCAAACAUCCUGUCGUAAUUUGGCCUAAAAAUUGAAAAACACCUACUCUAUGUUUUUUCUUCUUCCUCUUCUUUGAGUGAAGAAUACUCAGUAAAAAUUUUUAGCCAUAAUGUAGGUUCGGUUUCCUCCUAAAAAAUAAAAUUGAAGUUGAGAUUUUGAAACACUGCAACUGAGAUGUACGCAUUUCUGCAGUUUCAUCGAUGAUAUGUGUAUCACAUACUUAGUUUUGUUAUGCAAUAUUUCUGGCUCAAAAUAACUUUACCGGAGUCAGUGUGCUCUCCUCUUUAGAAGGUAGGAAUAAAGGAGACUGUAAUCGAAAUGGUACGAAUUGCUUUUCUAGUGUUAGUCACUGCUGUUUUCUUUCGUAGUAGGUAGGAGAUACUGUGAUAGGUUCUCUUGAACUAUGUAGAUUUAUUUUUAGCAAUUAAUUCAUUAAACCGGUGAGAUGUGCUGUGAAGGUGUUUGAAUGACCUUUGCUUCAACCAAUAAGGAAGUCAGAAAUUCUCUGAAAAAUCAAGUUCCUACAUAUCAAUAUCCCUAAGUCCAAAGGUACCUUACUACAUUUUGGUAAUUUCGAAGAAUUAGGUGAAAACCGUGUGUCAGGCCCAGGAUCCCCAUGCAAGUUGCAAUUUUUAAUAUUCAGUAACUUCUCAUAACUGGUGCAAGAUAGGACUGCUAAAUUUUUCUUUCAUACGGAAACAUUAUUGGAGAUUUUCGAAACUUUACUGACUCGAUUUUUCCAAUAACGUUUGGUCCAAUAAUUCCAAUAGUCUUGAUCUUUGUUUUUUAUAAUAUUUUCUAGUUCCCUUGAUACUGUAAAUAAAUAAAUAAAUACAUAAAUACUGUGAUUUAGGUACCUUUCGGCUUUGGGGUACUGGUGUUUAGAAAAAAAUUUCAAAGAUGUAUACCAGUAUGCGAAAUAAUGUACUUAGGUCGAUAGAUAUGAGCCAUCAUCGGAUGCGCUGAUGUUUACCUAAAUAGUGCAAACUUUAGGAGAGUCUUCAACUCAUCUCAAUUUUGAGUGCCUAGAAUUUUCAGCUUCUAACAUUUUAAAUCUUAUAAAUUGCAAGUUAUGUAAUCUAUCAAAUAGUAUGAUAAAAUCUGUCGAGAAGCUUUUUAAAUGGCUAAAUUUAGUUUUUUGUGCCUAAGCUGAGCAGAUCUCUCAAACAUUGGGCAUCACCCUUUAAAGCUUAGAAAUCAUGAUAGAAAAAGAAAAAAGACCUUUGGAUUAUUGCCUUCCAGCCUUGUCAGACCUGGCCUGAGCCCCCCUGUGCGAGAUCUAUUCAGGUGCCUCUAGUGGCAUAAAACUUAAAAUGAAAGGGUACUUCAUGCCACCCUCCCAGGCCAUCACCUAGGAUCGCCCCUCCUUGAACUAGACCUGUUUUGAAGGCAAUGCACUAAGCUUACAGUCAAAACGUUUUUUACUGUUUUUCAGUAUGUGCACAACAGCCUGCUCAACAAUUAAAUCCUUUUCCAUCGACAAAUAGUUCAAAUAACACUUAAAUACGAGUGCACAUGUGCUUACACACUGCUCCUACACAUUUUCUGUUUUGUGACAGGAUACAUCCCUUAAUUAUCCUCAAUGAAUCUAGAGCUUAUGUCUCUAUCUGGUAAAGCAUUAUUAUUGGCUCAUUGUAACUUUACCUAUUUAAUGAUUUUAAACCAGUUUUUGUUAACUUGUUCUUCUAGAGUUUAUUCUUGUAUUGGUACUUGUGAAUUUUUCAAUUAUUUCUUUUCAUAGAUAUUUUGAAAUUAAUUACAAUAUGCAAUUUAUGGGAUCAAUUUUUUUUUUUUUGUUGUGAAAUGGAAAGGCUUCAAAAAUAUAAUAACUUGUACCGAUAUUAAUGUUGCUAAUGAACCUAUUUUGUCAGACAAGGUAGUAUGUCCUUUCACCCCAAGGGCUGUAUUUGUAGUCAGUCCUUUAAUUUCAAAGGCUCCGUGAGGUAUAAGGAAUACAUUUAUCAAGGAAGCCUGCAAGGGACGACUAUGAACACAGUCCCAAGUUUUACUCUUUCACAAUUUUUUGGCGUCCACGUCAAAUUAAUUAGUUUAUGUAAUUUCAGACUGCAACAGAAGAUCCGCCAUUUUGAUUCUGGCAUUCACUUCCCAUGCUAAACUGUUGUCAGACAAUCUUCUGUCGCAGUCUUGAAGUAAGUAAACUGAUUUGUCAUGGACUCUGAAAUUUUCAAUCCUAGGAGAUGUUUGUUUUGAAGCCUUUUGCACUUCUCUACUUGUGUCAAAAAAUUAUUUUUUAUUUUUAAUCACUUUAUCGCUUUGUAUUUGGAAGACUUAGGUUACCUACUUCGAGCCUUGCACAUCUUUUUUUAAUGACUUGUUCAACUCUUCAUAAGUUUUUUCUGUCAACUCAGUCAUUAUCUGCGCUCUGUUUCUUUCUUUCAAAUUUUUCAAUAAAAGAGAUUUUUCUGACA